UAUAUGCUUCCUCGUCAUGACCUUUUCGCGCUCUCUUUUUCUUCUCUAUCUCUUCUUUCUUUCCUCUGCUGCUUUCUCUUGAGCUAGUGUUCUGGUGGGUCUCCAACGAGGACUUUAAAGAGAUAUGAGAAGAAGGGUUGGCUGUUGAAGUUGUUUUAGGACUAAAGUUUGAGUUUUUAUGCAAAGAUUAAUGAUAAUGGAUCCGCGUCUUUGUGGUCCCCCUAAUGAAAUCCAGUUGGGGAAUCAGAGAUUUGAAAAUGGUUUCUUUGAUCAAAGUAGGGAAUUUGGUUACCUGCAGUCCAAUCUAGUACCAACUGACACACCUUCUUCAUCUUCGGUUUGGACUCAUGAGGAACCUUCUCCGGAGGAUUGUGAAUUUUCUGAUGGAAUUUUGAGUUACAUCAGUCAGAUCCUUAUGGAAGAAGACAUGGAAGAUAAGACAUGCAUGCGGCAAGAUUCUUUGGAUCUUCAAAUUGCUGAGAGAUCAUUCUAUGAGGUGAUUGGCGAAAAGUACCCUUCUACGCCUUUAGGGCAUCCAAGUUCUGUUGAUCCAGAUGAUGGUAGUGGGGAGCAUAAUUUAUCUGAAAACUAUGGUACUUGUUCUUACAAUGAUGGUGACCUCAGUAGCAUUUUUACUAACAAUUUUUUGCGACGAAAUUUGGGGGAACUUCCUAACCAGAAUUUUCGAGGCAAUAGCAUUUCACAGUCAUCUUAUAGCUCUUCAAACAGUGUGAAAAGUAGUGUGGAAGGGCCUGUGGACUCUCCAAGCAGUAUUCUCCAGGUUCCUGAUCUGAACAGUGAGACUCAAUCCAUUUUGCUAUUUCAGAAGGGUGUUGAGGAGGCUAGCAAGUUUCUUCCAAGUGGAAAUGGACUCUUUGCUAAUUUGGAUGUGGCUAAUUUUUCAAAACUAAAGCCUCGAGUGGGGAGUGAUGAAUUGCCUGUUAAGGUGGAGAAGGACGAGGGUGAGUCUUUUCCUGCUGGAUCCAAAAUAAGGAAGCACCAUCACAUGGAAGAGGAGGAUGUUGAAGAAAAUAGAAGCAGCAAGCAAGCUGCAAUUUUCUCUGAACCUACAUUGCGAUCAUCCAUGAUUGAUAUAAUCCUGCUUCAUAGUUUAGGGGAUGGUAAGAAGCAUUUUAUGGCCCGCCGUGAGGCUUUGCAAACCAAGAAUGACCAGAUAGUGGUGUCAAAUGGUAAAUCAAAGGCUUCCAAUGGUGGCAAGGGGCGUAGUAAGAAACAAAACGGGAAAAAGGAAGUGGUAGAUUUGAGAACACUUUUGGUUCUUUGUGCACAGGCUGUUGCAGCAGAUGACUAUAAAAGCGCGCAUGAGUUGCUAAAACGGAUCAGGCAGCACUCAAACCCUUUUGGGGAUGGAAAUCAGAGGUUGGCUCAUAUCUUUGCUGAUGGCCUUGAAGCCCGCUUGGCUGGUACUGGUAGCCAAAUUUAUAAAGGACUUGUUAGCAAAAGAACAUCAGCUGCUGAUUUUCUGAAGGCUUAUCAUCUAUAUCUUGCUGCUUGCCCUUUUAGGAAGAUGACUGCUUUUAUCUCUAAUGUUACAAUAAGGAAAUCUUCAGCAAAUUCACCAAGGCUCCAUAUUAUAGAUUUUGGUAUCCUUUAUGGUUUCCAGUGGCCUACUUUAAUUCAGAGACUUUCACUAGCAGGAGGAGCACCUAAACUUCGGAUUACAGGAAUAGACUUCCCACAACCUGGUUUCAGGCCUGCUGAGAGAAUUGUAGAAACUGGAUGCCGCUUGGCAGCAUAUGCUGAAUCGUUUAAGGUGGAAUUUGAGUACAAUGCUAUAGCGAAAAAAUGGGAAACAAUUCAACUCGAGGAACUCAAGAUUGAUAGGGACGAGUACCUUGUUGUGACCUGUUUUUAUCGCUGUAAAAAUGUGCUGGAUGAAUCUGUGGUUGUGGACAGUCCAAGGAAUAAAUUCCUCAGUUUGAUAAGGAAGGUCAACCCGAAUAUAUUCAUUCAUGGCAUUACUAACGGGGCCUUUAAUGCGCCUUUCUUUGUUACUCGAUUCAGGGAGGCACUGUUUCACUACUCUUCACUCUUUGACAUGCUUGAAACCAUUGUGCCUCGUGAGGAAUGGGAGAGGAUGCUAAUUGAGAAAGAGAUAUUUGGCAGGGAAGCAUUGAAUGUCAUAGCUUGUGAAGGCUGUGAGAGAGUAGAGAGGCCAGAGACAUAUAGGCAGUGGCAAGCGCGAAUUCUAAGGGCUGGAUUUUUGCAACAACCUUUUGAGCGUGAGAUAGUAAAGAGGGCAAUAGAGAAAGUAACGACUAGCUACCACAAGGAUUUUGUAAUUGAUGAAGAUAGCCAAUGGUUGUUGCAAGGUUGGAAGGGGCGAAUCAUUUAUGCCCUUUCUUGUUGGAAACCUGCAUGACUAACCAAGAUGGUACAAGUGCAUCUCACUAGGGCUUUGUGCAUUAGUUUGACUUCUGAGGAGCUCAGGGUGAGCUCAAUAUGUAGGGUUCGAGAUCAAAAGUAAGGGUUCAAGCUGUGAGUUCAGUUGGGGAAAACAUGGUUACUUAAUAGCCUGAUGGCGUGUUGCUAUUCGAGGCAAAAGUUUGACUAGGUCCACGUAGCUUGGAUGCUGAAAUUGGUUCAAGUGUGGAAGUGAUGUACAAACAGCGGAUCUCUUUACAUUUGCUUUUGAAGACUUGUUUCAACAGUGGAUGAAAAGUAAAUUCUAAAUUAUUCACUCUGUUCUCACAAUUUGUUGGAUUCAUUGUCCUUGUAUAACUGUCUACACUGUAGUCCAACCUUAUGUUGUCGUGUCAUUGAAAGUGUUUGAAUGCUUUAAACAUAAUGUAAAACGUUUUAUUUAAAAAUAAUUAUAGUGGACUAAAAGUAAGUUGAUUGUUAA
Messenger RNA from Glycine soja, 2866 nucleotides. Its product is annotated as scarecrow-like protein 9. Gene Ontology annotation, biological process: regulation of DNA-templated transcription. The record is from RefSeq and is a predicted model, not a curated record. Gene Ontology annotation, cellular component: nucleus. Gene Ontology annotation, molecular function: sequence-specific DNA binding; DNA-binding transcription factor activity. The transcript has 4 exons. Bases 179 to 2383 code for a protein of 734 amino acids. Lineage: Eukaryota; Viridiplantae; Streptophyta; Magnoliopsida; Fabales; Fabaceae.